CCUCCGCGGCGCGCACCGAGAAGCCCGGGCCCCGAGCCGCCGGCGGCCCUGCCCGGAGCGGCGCGAUGAAUGAUUUUGGAAUCAAGAACAUGGACCAGGUGGCCCCCGUGUCCAGCAGCUACAGAGGGACACUCAAGGAGUUUCCUUGGGUGACGGAAAGGCUGUUUAAGAACUGACGUUAAAGAGCCGCUUCUCCCGUCAGAAGCGGCAACGUCCACUGGGAUGCAGGCGGCCUGUGCUUCCUGGCAGGACCGUGCAAGCUGAUGUGAACUGGAAAACAGAUUAAAGAUGAGCGAGCCUUCUCCACUGCAUAAUGAACAGACCUCAUGUAGCUUCUGUCUCAGUCCCUUCGGGAACAUUCUUUAGCAGCAGAAACUGAUAAUUUCCCAUUUGCCUUCUCCAAAUGUGACUCGCCAGCCCGCCUUUGACACCUUCGACGGGUCCCUGCUUGCCGUUUUCCCCUCGUUAAAUGAGGAGCAAACACUCCAAGAAGUGCCAACAGGCUUGGAUUCAAUUUCUCAUGACUCGACCAACUGUGAGUUGCCUCUGUUGACCCCGUGCAGCAAGGCUGUGAUGAGUCAAGCCUUAAAAGCUACCUUCAGUGGCUUCAAAAAGGAGCAGCGCCGCCUCGGCAUCCCAAAGAAUCCCUGGCUGUGGACUGAGCAGCAGGUGUGCCAGUGGCUUCUCUGGGCCACCAACGAAUUCAGUCUGGUGAACGUCAACCUGCAGAGGUUCGGCAUGACCGGCCAGGUGUUGUGUAACCUUGGCAAGGAGCGCUUUCUGGAGCUGGCACCCGACUUUGUGGGCGACAUCCUCUGGGAACACCUGGAGCAGAUGAUCAAAGAAAACCAGGAAAAGACAGAAGAUCAGUAUGAAGAAAAUUCACACCUCAACUCAGUUCCUCAUUGGAUUAAUAGCAAUUCGUUAGGUUUCGGCGUGGAGCAGGCGCCCUAUGGAAUGCAGACGCAGAACUACCCCAAAGGCAGCCUCCUGGACGGCCUGUGUCCGGCAGCCUCCGCGCCCAGCACGCUUGGUCCUGAGCAGGACUUUCAGAUGUUCCCCAAGGCUCGUCUCAACACCGUCAGCGUCAACUACUGCUCCGUCAGCCGGGACUUCCCGGGCGGCAACUUGAAUCUGCUCUCCAGCAGUUCUGGCAAGCCCGGAGACCACGAGUCCCCUGAGAACGGCGCUGGCGCCGACAGCUUCGAGAGCUCGGAGUCGCUGCUGCAGUCCUGGAACAGCCAGUCGUCCCUGCUGGACGUACAGCGGGUGCCCUCCUUCGAGAGCUUCGAGGACGACUGCAGCCAGUCCCUCUGCCUCAACAAGCCGACCAUGUCCUUCAAGGACUACAUCCAGGAGAGGAGCGACCCGGCCGAGCAAGGCAAACCAGUCAUACCAGCGGCCGUGCUGGCCGGCUUCACAGGAAGUGGACCUAUCCAGUUGUGGCAGUUUCUCCUGGAAUUGCUCUCCGACAAAUCCUGCCAGUCCUUCAUCAGCUGGACCGGGGACGGGUGGGAGUUUAAGCUGGCGGACCCCGACGAGGUGGCCCGCCGGUGGGGAAAGAGGAAAAACAAGCCCAAGAUGAACUACGAGAAGCUGAGCCGGGGUUUGCGCUAUUACUACGACAAGAACAUCAUCCACAAGACGUCAGGGAAGCGCUACGUGUACCGCUUCGUGUGCGACCUGCAGAACUUGCUGGGCUUCACGCCCGAGGAGCUGCACGCCAUCCUGGGCGUCCAGCCGGACACGGAGGACUGAGGCCGCCCGGGGCCGUGCGUGGGGCCAUCCUGACCUGCUGCUCCAGGGACCCUGAAAGCUGGGAUUGACGCGUCCAGGAACGUCUCCAGGAAGCAGUGGCCUUAUUUCCUCCAAAACCGCGGUUCUUCGCUGCAAGCAGCAGGGUUUCUCGCUUCUCAAGCUGCUGACAGGAACACGCUCUUAGGAUGCUGUUACAUGAGAACGGCCGGGAGAGACACGCUGGGCAGCCGGCCUGGCCCCGGGCGGGCUGUGUUGUGACAGGGUCGCUUGGCCGGUGGGGAAUUCUCCACAGAGCGAGCGUGUCGUGGACACACGGUUUGGGACUUUUCUUUUGCCUCUGGCAACCAGGAAUCGCAAAUGCAAAAGGUCUCUGGUUCAGAGGGGAGGAGGGGAAGGAAACAAUCAUGCCAUUUCAGAAGUUAGUUUGUAUAUAUGACUGUAAUCUUAUAAUUGCUGUCAAAAUCCCCUAACAGUCCUAUUUAACAGAAAUUGUAUAUUGUAAUUUAAAAUAAUUAUCUAAUUGUAUGUGAGAGAAGAAUGUGGACAUCCAGUGUGUAUUCCAUUUUUUUAAGAGCACAUGUGGCGUUUUGCAAACAUUGAUUCUGCCAAGGGCAGAGCAGGGGAGGCUGUAAAGUGUGUACUAUUUACAUGUAACAGGCCUACAGGAAUAAGGUCUAAGGGUUGAUUCCCGUUUUUCAUCUUGUUUUGUUUUGCCUGGGUUAUUCUCUAUGGCAAGGACUUUGUACAUUUGGGAAUUUUUAUAAGAAACUUAAUGUUAUUAUCUGCAGUCUCAUCCGGCCCCUUUGCUUCUCCUUUAAUUGUAAUGUAAAAGCUAUAAAGCAGUAUUUUUCUUGACAAAUGGCGUAAGUUUUCCAUUUCUAUGCAUGCCUUUAAAUCAGUUUAUACACGAAACUUAUUUUAUUUUUCAGUGUAACUGUAUUUCCCCAACCGCUAACCUCCCCGGCCAGCCAUUUCCUUCCCGUGCCCCACCCCCAAGCCCCGAGUUAUUCUGUAUGAUUAAAAUAAGAAUCCUAUUUUUGGAAAUAAGCGACUCCUUUUCAGAGAUCAGGAGGGAUUUGUGUAGCAGCUAUUUUUACUGCAAAAGCAAUUCACUGGAAAAAAAACAAAUGUAAUUUGUAAGAAAGAUUUAUUUUUAUCUCCCUGUAAAGUUAACGUAUUGUACAGAGCUGAAGGUUCAGGGGGAGGGCACUCUGGGACGUGAGUGAAGCAUGAUUUGCCUCACCCUGUUCACCUGCCGAGUCUUGGACUCUCCGGAUACCUAGCUGCUCCUUUCUGUUCAACAUCCGCAGGCAGAGAGAUUUUUUUCCCAUAUUUUUUUCUAAUGCAAAAUGGCCAGAGGCGAAGAGAGGGCAGACCAGAUGGGAACCAGAAGGCACUGGGGUCCUUCAGGUGAAAACGUCUUAAUCAUGGUGGAGACUUUUGUCAUUGUUUCAAAGGAAUCCCUGGGUCAGCGUGUGCUCCUGACUUUGUAAAUGAUCGAGUCAAGUUCACAGCCUUCAGGAGCAGCGUGAGGGGACACGGGCCAGCGGUGACAUCUCUAAAGAAGACUUGUUUGUGCAGUAAGACCAGGGGUUUGGGUGGUAGGAGCAGCAGAGCCGCUACGGGAACCACUAGGUCUUGGUGCCCACACAAGACCGUUUCCAGCAUCUUUAAGCACAGGAUGUUUUUCUCAAGCAAGACCUGUUUAUAUCUCUGACAUCUGCUUGUAACAUCAACAGACUUGGGCCUGAGAACAUCUUGCUGCUGAAAAAAAUCUUAUUUUUAAGAGUUUUAAUAGGUGGUUGAACCACAUGAAAUUGCCUAUGUUGGUCUUUUUUUAAUCGACAGAGUUGGCAGUUUCACGUGGCUCAAACCAAGAGUUCUGGAAAUGCAGUCCAUGAUAAACCUUUUGGCAUGGUAAUGAACAGACCUUAAGUAUAAAAAUUUUGUAAUUUGGCUUCUUUCUCAAAUAAUAAAGUAUUUUGUUUAUAUAAA
This is a messenger RNA of Camelus dromedarius (Arabian camel), 3753 nucleotides long. It is a transcript of the gene ETS2, whose product is annotated as ETS proto-oncogene 2, transcription factor. Gene Ontology annotation, biological process: regulation of transcription by RNA polymerase II; cell differentiation. The transcript is spliced from 11 exons. Gene Ontology annotation, molecular function: DNA-binding transcription factor activity, RNA polymerase II-specific; sequence-specific DNA binding. The coding region runs from base 574 to 1758 and encodes 394 amino acids. Gene Ontology annotation, cellular component: nucleus. Lineage: Eukaryota; Metazoa; Chordata; Mammalia; Artiodactyla; Camelidae. The record is from RefSeq and is a predicted model, not a curated record.